AUAUUAUCCCUAUUGGAGUCUUUUGUGGACUCAAAAGUGUUGGUUGCCUAGAGUUUCUCCAACUCCAUUGCACCACCGAGGCACUGUGACACCAUCUCUUCGUCUUUCUUCUCACGGCAACCAGCAUCAUCUUUUUUCUGUUCUUCUCCCUUCUUUGAGUGGAGGAAAUGGCGUUCAGGUCAAAGGAAACAAUGAAAAAGAUUCUGAAGAAAGUUGGAGAAGAUAAUAUUACAAGGGGUGUAAAAGAGGGUUUAACGAAGUAUAUACCGAAUAAUAAGGUUGUAAUGGGUCGUGCUAAGCGAGGACUUUUUGCUGGUCGCCAUAUUCAGUACGGGAACCAAGUUAGUGAAGAUGGAGGAAAUAAGACACGGAGAACUUGGAAGCCUAAUGUGCAAGAGAAACGACUCUUCAGCUAUGUUCUGGACCGCCACAUUCGUGUCCAUGUGACAACACAUGCCCUACGUUGCAUUGACAAGGCUGGUGGGAUUGAUGAGUAUCUAUUGAAGACACCAUAUCAUAAAAUGGACACAGAGAUGGGCCUUCUGUGGAAAGCCAAAAUUGAGAAGAUGUACAAAGACCUUGGGAAAAUGGAGGUAUCCUUCUUCUCACCGGAAGAUGAAGCAAAAUUUGAGCAAAGUUUUAAGGAAAUGAAACUAGAUGAAAAGACUGCUCGAAGAGAAUUUAGAAGACGGUUGUAUGGUUUGUCAGCAAAGUCUGAGGGAACAAUAGAUCCCCAGGGUGGUGAGUCAGAUGAUGGAAGCUCACAUUCAGAUCUUGAGAUUGGACUUUGUUGCCACUUUUGAGCUUUUGAAUUAUCUUUCGAUGAUAUAAACAAAUUUUGCAUAGUUACUCCUGUGGCUGUAAUAUUUGACAUUAAUUUUUCUUUUUUACAGUUUCAUAUCAUGUAGGCUAAUUUCAUAAGGAGACAUGGUAUGACAUAUAUAUGGGGUGCUGAGAAUUUUGAUGACUUCAGCUGAACACAAUUGUAGGGGUAGUUUGUUCUCUGUUAUGGGAUUUUAGGUUCUGAUCUGCUUUUGCUUUUUGUUUAUGAUUUACAUGACAUGUACAAGCUGUAUUCGAUGUCCCUACAUCUUUGGCUAGAAGAAUUACUAAACUGUUAUUGUUUAAUAAAAGAUUAAUCCUUUUCUUUUUGCA
This is a messenger RNA of Beta vulgaris subsp. vulgaris (sugar beet), 1155 nucleotides long. RefSeq lists its product as uncharacterized. Gene Ontology annotation, cellular component: mitochondrial large ribosomal subunit. The transcript has 3 exons. The record is from RefSeq and is a predicted model, not a curated record. The coding region runs from base 168 to 803 and encodes 211 amino acids. Gene Ontology annotation, molecular function: structural constituent of ribosome. Lineage: Eukaryota; Viridiplantae; Streptophyta; Magnoliopsida; Caryophyllales; Amaranthaceae.